CCAUGUCAGUCUGAGCUGCUGGCUGAACUCUUCAGUCCUUUUCUGGCACCAAACGGAUCAAAUCUGGCUGAGAAAACACUACGGGAGAGGCUGACGCAGUCUUAACUUCCCAAAAUCCAUCAUGCAAGCGAAAGGACAACGCUCUCUGUUCCUUAUUUCUCUUCUGUCUUUCCUGGUCCAGUAUAAUCCCUUACUGGCCUUUUCACUCAAAAACUGCACCAUUGUCUACUCUGAAGACGUGACCAUCCUGUGGGUUAAAUGUGACAGCCGUGGCCUCGCUGCUAUUCCCGAUGACAUCCCCAGAAAUGCAACAAUACUCCACCUCGGCUCAAAUCAACUUCUAAAGAUCCCCAGGACAGCUUUAAAACAUCUAUCAAACCUCACCACUUUAAACGCUGAAAUGAAUCAGAUUUCUCACAUUGACGACGGAGCCUUUGCAGAUUUGGGAAAGCUGAGAACUCUUGACAUGGAUUAUAAUCAGCUCACAAGCCUGACAGAUAACAUGUUUGAAGGACUGAGCGAGCUAGUCGAGCUAACUCUGGAUGAUAACAGGAUCUCACAUAUCUCCCCUGCUGCCUUUCAGUCCCUGGUCAGCUUAGAGGUAGUUUGUCUGAAUAAUAACCAGCUAUAUCAAAUUAGAGACAUUGCUCCAAUCGUAAAACUACCAACCAUAAAUGAUUUGCUCCUUGCGAAUAACAACUUCACCUCUUUUCAAUCAGACGACCUGCCCCUGAACGUGUCAAACCUUCAGGUGCUGAAGCUGAGCGGUAACCCCCUGAGAAGGUUCAGCAUCACCGCAGACAUCUUUCCUCGUCUGCGGUCUCUGGACUUUGAGGACUGCAGCAGCGACAUUGAGUGGGACGUAGCGAACAAGACCUUUCUGAGGAGCCUUACUGAAUUGUCCCUUGGUGAUUUUUAUGUUAGCUUUGAAACGUACAGAGCGAUGCUGCAGACCACUGACUCACUACAACAACUUUCCCUGUCUUUAAUUAUAACAGAAAUAGAUGGUCUCAUAGAGGUCGCCUGUCGAAUUCCUUCUCUAAGAAGACUUGAUAUAACAUCUUCCGAAAUUAGCAGUGUAGACGAUAACCUGUUCCGGUCGUGUUCUCAGCUCACAGAACUCGUUUUAUAUUAUACUGGCCUGUCCAAGCUCUCCCAACAUUCACUCAUCUCGAUGACCCGGCUCAGAUCUCUGAGGCUGUUCGGUAACAGACUGCAUCGAGUGCCGAUCGCGCUCCGAGGACUCUCCACGUUGGAAAGGUUGGAUCUGAGUGCCAACGUCAUCAGUGACAUCGACUGCCUCGACUUCCUGAAUUUGACAAGAUUAACAUUCCUUGAUCUCACACAAAACCGCAUAUCAAAUCUUUUAGGAUGUGCUUUUCAAAGCUUGUACAAUUUGAAAUUCCUUCAUCUUGGAGAAAAUGGUUUAUUCACUUUUGACAAUACCUUCAAAGUUAAUCUGAGGAACCUACAAAUCUUGACUUUAGGCAAUAAUGGUUACUUUACUCUCAGGCCAGAAGACUUCAGGAAUCUGUCUUCCCUACAGUAUUUGGAUUUAGAAUCAGACAAACCUUCCACUGUGUACGAGUGGGCUUUUAAAGGGCUUGAUCAUCUUCAAGCUCUUAGUCUUUCUAUCCGUCAUUUAGAAAUCGAGAUCUUCAGAGGACUAACACACUUAGAAAAUCUUACUUUACAUUUUAGCUCGAUAUGGAACCAGAGAAGUUCUCUACAAAAUGAUGAACCACCUUUCUCAAAUUUACCUAACCUAAAGACGCUAAUACUCAGAGUUCAUGACGCAGAUUAUCCAGAUGUUCCACCAGAUCUGCUCAAGGGUCUGAACUCUUUAGAGUACUUCAUGUCUGAGAAAUACUUUUUAAAAUCAUUGGACCAGGACUUAUUUAAACACACUCCCAAACUGAAGAGUCUUCAGAUAAUCCACAGUAAUCUGUCAGAUUUAACCCCCGAAGUGUUCUGGCCGAUCCCAAACCUGCAGAUACUCGAUCUCUCCAACAACAAGUUCAAGUCUUUGGACUUCCUGGCCCGGGCCGGCCUGAAAGCACUCAGCUGGCUGAAACUCAGUGGGAAUGGGUUGUCGGUCAUCAACGAGACGGUCUUCCAAUCCCUCCCGGCCUUGAAAUACCUCGACCUGAACCAUAACUCUCUAACAUGUGAAUGCUCCAAUGCUGGUUUCAUCCAAUGGGUGCAGAGCAACAACCAGACGCAGGUUGUUAACGGCCACCAGUAUACUUGUGCCUUUCCUGUGAGCCAACAGGGAAACAAGUUCCUCGACUUUGACAUCAGCUCCUGUUGGAUAGACGCUAGCUUCCUCUGCUUCAUUUGCAGCUCCAGCCUGGUUGUUCUCACUCUGCUCACAUGCUUCAUAUACCAUUUCUUGAGGUGGCACCUAGCCUACGCCUACUACCUCUUUCUAGCCUUCUUGUACGAUAAGAGGAGGCGACGGAGGGAUACUCCUCACUGCUACGAUGCCUUUGUCUCCUACAAUGUUCACGAUGAGGCCUGGGUCUACCGAGAGAUGCUUCCAGUGCUGGAGGGGGAGCAAGGCUGGAGACUCUGUCUGCACCACAGAGACUUCGAACCAGGUAAACCCAUCGUAGAAAACAUUACGGAGGCGAUCUACGGCAGCAGGAAGACCAUCUGUGUGAUCAGCCGACACUACCUGAGUAGCGAGUGGUGCUCCAGAGAGAUCCAGAUGGCCAGCUUCCGUCUGUUCGAUGAGCAUGAGGAUGUGUUAAUCCUGCUGUUUAUGGAGGACAUCCCGGUCCAUCAGAUGUCCCUGUACCACCGGAUGAGGGGUCUGAUAAAGAGACGCACCUACCUGAGUUGGCCCCAGGCCGGUCAGCACACCGGAGCCUUCUGGCAGAACAUCAGGCGAGCUCUGGAGACGGCUGGACGUCCCGCUGAUCACACACGCCCAAACCUCAUUCAGUGACGAUUCAUUCUGAGGUUUCCUUCAGAACCAGACAAGACAUUUUUGUAGAUCGCAGAUAUACAUUUUAAAAGGGAAUUGAAGGGACUGCUCUUACCUGUAAAGUUCAUUUAUACCUGAACCAGCACUCAGUGAGCUAUUUGUGACCCACCGUUCAGCAGAACGUUCCAAAAAAGCACACGUCAUUAUACAUACACGUACAGUUCACUGUUGUUAAAAAAGGCUGAAAUUUCUGUGAGUUUAGGCUACAAAACCACUGACCUAGGUUUAGCUAAAAAAAAAAAAAUCUGGUUAGAUGUAAUAAAGGACAGUUUAAACAGUAAAUAAAUGUACGUAAAUGACAGAAGUGAAGUAGUUACGAGGGU
Molecule: messenger RNA, 3312 nt
Organism: Centropristis striata (black sea bass)
Lineage: Eukaryota; Metazoa; Chordata; Actinopteri; Perciformes; Serranidae
Product: toll-like receptor 13
Exons: 4
Coding region: 122-2950 (942 amino acids)
Biological process (GO): inflammatory response; immune response; toll-like receptor signaling pathway
Cellular component (GO): membrane
Molecular function (GO): transmembrane signaling receptor activity; protein binding
Source: RefSeq, a predicted model, not a curated record